Molecule: messenger RNA, 1300 nt
Organism: Oryza brachyantha (malo sina)
Lineage: Eukaryota; Viridiplantae; Streptophyta; Magnoliopsida; Poales; Poaceae
Exons: 2
Coding region: 82-720 (212 amino acids)
Source: RefSeq, a predicted model, not a curated record
AUCGCAUCCAGCUCUCGCGGGAGGAAAUGGGAUUGUACUGCGUCAUAGCUAUAGCUCCAGUAGAUCCAUGGCCAUGCGUCCAUGGCGCUAAUCCAAUUCCAGCAGCGGCUUGCCGUUGGAGUGGCUCGGCCUCCUCCGGGCCUCGGUCUGGCCGCCGUCCGCCGUAGCCCUAGGAACAAUGGCGCGCGCGGCCGCGGCAGGAGGACGACGACGACGACAGCCUGUUCGAUGCUGGAGCCUGCAGCAAGAGGGAAGGCGGCGGUGGCGCCGACGGCGGCGGACGUGGUGAGGGGGUUCUACGAGGGAGUGAACCGGCGGGACAUGGCGGCGGUGGAGCCGCUCAUCGCGGAGGGCUGCGUCUACGAGGACAUGGUGUUCCCGCGUCCCUUCGUCGGCCGCGGCGCGGUGCUCGAGUUCUUCGCCGGCUUCAUGGGGUCCAUCAGCCCCGACCUCCUCUUCGUCAUCGAUGACAUCUCCGGCGAGGACUCCCGCGCCGUCGGCGUCACCUGGCACCUCGAGUGGAAGGGGAGACCGUUCCCGUUCAGCCGGGGAUGCAGCUUCUACCGCGUGGAGCUCGAGGAGGAGCGGCAGCAGCUGCAGAUCGUGUACGGGCGGGACUGCGUGGAGCCAGCGGCGAAGCCGGGGGAGGCGGCGCUGGUCGUCAUCAGGGCGGUGACAUGGAUCCUCGAGCGCUUUCCACGCCUUGCCGCACUGCUCUAGCGCCGCCAUGCGCCUCGAUCGCCUGUUCCAUGUCCUAUUCCACUUAAGUUUGUGACACGAAACUGCAGGUUAAUUUCACAUGGGUAACCGUAAUUUCUUCGGAAACUUGCAAAGGAAAUUGUAGUGUUCCCUCUGUCUCAGGAUAGAAUCAUUUUUAGCCAUAUUUGUUUGUCCCAAAACAAGUUGAUCUUUUAACUGAUGGUUGCAUUAGAGCAAGUAUAAUAGCAGGCUCUAAACUAGCUAAAUGCUUAUAUAAAGGAGAGAGUGGAUGAGAGAGUGUAAGCGGACUGCAAGCUUGUAGCUAGCUCAUGUACAAUAACCAAGACACUCUGUGAGAGUGAUACGUGGGUUCUGCAUUAAUAAUGAAGAGCUAACUACUAUAUGGGUAGGCUAAAAGAAAGCUAUAAAAAAUUCUUAUAGCCAGCUUGUUGGCUAUAUUAUUAGUCUUGCUCUUAGAGCAAUUAAAAAUAACGAAUAAAUGCUUCGAGACUAAAUAAAGUAGGAGACAAUAGAGGUUGUAAUAGUACUUUGGCUUUGUAUUGAUAUAUGUGGAAUGGGUGAAAAAUAAAGUUAUUUAUCA